Molecule: messenger RNA, 1407 nt
Organism: Cucurbita moschata (crookneck pumpkin)
Lineage: Eukaryota; Viridiplantae; Streptophyta; Magnoliopsida; Cucurbitales; Cucurbitaceae
Product: serine acetyltransferase 1, chloroplastic-like
Exons: 1
Coding region: 100-1089 (329 amino acids)
Cellular component (GO): cytosol; cytoplasm
Molecular function (GO): L-serine O-acetyltransferase activity
Source: RefSeq, a predicted model, not a curated record
ACCUACCCAAUAUAAAUACCCCUCUCUCGCCUCCAUAUCUCCUCCAUCCCCACUCCCUUUCGCCGCCGUCUCUGUUUCCCCCACCUUCAUCCCCAUCCCAUGGCGGCUUGCCUCCCACUCUCCGGCGACCCAAACCCCUCUAUCUCUUCCGACCCACAUCACAAAAUGGUCAAAUUCUGCCGACCCACCUUCUCCGAUCAUAUUUCUUCCAUACCCAUUUCCCCAAAUCCCCACAAAAUCCAAGAUUCUCCUCCGCCGCCGCCGCCCUGUUCCGAUUCCGAUGUCUGGUUGAAAAUCCGGGAAGAAGCUCGCUCCGAUGUGGAAGAUGAACCCAUUUUAUCGAACUAUUACAUCAGUUCGAUUCUCUCCCAUAGCUCUAUGGAUCGAGCGCUAGCGAACCAUCUCUCGAUUAAGCUCUGUAGUUCGAGCCUCCCGAGUACGACUCUGUUCGAGCUGUUCUUGGACGUUUUGAGAGACGACGGCGGCGAGAUUUUGCGAUGUGGGGUUAGGGAUUUGAGGGCGGUGAAGGAAAGAGACCCGGCUUGUAUUAGUUAUGUGCAAUGUUUUCUGAAUUACAAAGGGUUUUUAGCGGUUCAAUCUCAUCGAAUCGCUCAUAAACUUUGGUCCGACGGGAGGAAAGUUCUGGCGAUGUUGAUUCAAAACAGAGUAUCUGAAACUUUCGCCGUUGAUAUCCAUCCCGGCGCCGUGAUUGGAUGUGGGAUUCUUCUCGACCAUGCUACCGGCGUCGUCGUCGGCGAGACGGCGGUCAUCGGAAACGAUGUCUCGAUUCUUCACCAUGUGACUUUAGGCGGUACCGGGAAGGAUUCCGGCGACCGGCACCCGAAGAUUGGAAAUGGGGUUUUGAUCGGCGCCGGAACUUGCAUUUUGGGUAACAUUAAGAUCGGUGAUAGAGCGAAGAUUGGGGCUGGGUCGGUAGUUUUGAAGGAUGUGCCACCGCGGACGACGGCCGUCGGGAAUCCGGCGAGGCUGGUCGGCGGGAAGUCAAAUCCGAUUAAGUUGGAUAAGACGCCAAGUUUCACUAUGGAUCAUAUCUCUCAUAUAAACGAGUGGUCUGAUUAUGUUAUAUAGAUUUUUGGGUUUUUUUUUUUUUUUUUUUUUUUNUUUUUUUUUUUUUUUUUUUUUUUUUUUUUUUUUUUUUUUUUUUUAAUUUUCGGCCAUUGAAUUGAGUGUUGAAGCUCAAGCUGAUGUAAUAAUGGCGAAUAUAUAUAUAAAAAUAAAUAUAGAGUUGUCUCUUUUGAUGUCCUUGUGUUUUGGAUUUGUAAACGCGUAUAAAAGAAUGGUAAGUUUCUCGGGACGACAGUAAGUCGGUGUUGAAAUGUAUUUUUUAACUUAAGAUUGUGAUGUUUGAAAGCGGGAAAGAAAAUGUAAGGUUAAUAAGAAAACAUG